AUGUUCUUCCAGUUCAUCUGUGCUGUGGUGACCAGGUCUCUGUUUCUCCUGCUCUCCCUCAUAGGGGUGUGGAGGGUGGUGUGGGUGAAGGACCAUGGCCUCUACUGGCUCCUCACCGGCCUCUGCCUGCCUCUGGUGGUGGAGAUGAUCCUGACUCUGAAGAGGAGACGGGGAAAAGAUUACAAAUGGUUUUCUCCUGCGAUCUUCCUCUUUCUCGUCAGUAUCAUCCCGUCAUUAUGGAUUUUAGAGCUCCACCACCAAGAGAACAAGUCCACUGACUCCAGGUGUGAAAAACUGGACUCUACCGAAAAUAUCAAGAUAUACACACUAAACAUGAAACAGGGUAAUUAAACAUAUGAAAACUACCCUUGGAUGAUGACCUCAGUUUGUGCCAACGACUGGAUCCUGGCUCUGCACCAAAUCCUGCUCAUCCUACUGAUCAUAGGGAAGUGGCUGCUGCCGGCCGCUGGAGAGCUGACCAGAGACCAGCUCUCCCAGUUACUGCUCAUCUUCGUAGGCACCGCCGCCGACAUACUGGAGUUCACCUCGGAAACACUGACUGACAUGAAGGACUCCAGCCCAGCCAUGGUGUACAUUAUUCUGGGUGUGUGGACGUGGAGCAUGCUGCAGUUUCCACUCCAUCUCUCAGUGAUGGCGGGUUCCUCAGACCAGGCCUCGGAGCCCGCCCCCUCCCUCCUCUCCAACCUCCGGACUGAUAUCUGGAGCACCGUGGAGGCUCUGCUCAUCCAGGACGGGCCCUUCUUGGUGGUCCGCCUCACCGUUAUGAUCUACUUCAAUGUGGUUCACCAGAUGCUGAUCUUCUUUGCCAUUAAGAACCUCCUGGUGGUCCUACUCAACAUCUACCGGCUGGCCGUCCUCAUCUGUGACCGGAGUUCCUGAGUGUGGAUGUGGUGAAGCAGGUUACCAUAACGACAUAACUGUAUACACUGUUCUCACGUUCUACACUCAUUUGUGUCUACAAUUCAAACUGCAUGUGUACAAUGUAUUAAACAGCAGUUCAGUAUGUACAUUUCUU
This is a messenger RNA of Trematomus bernacchii (emerald rockcod), 1036 nucleotides long. Its product is annotated as transmembrane protein 26-like. The record is from RefSeq and is a predicted model, not a curated record. The transcript is spliced from 9 exons. Lineage: Eukaryota; Metazoa; Chordata; Actinopteri; Perciformes; Nototheniidae.